Messenger RNA from Morchella importuna, 2148 nucleotides. RefSeq lists its product as uncharacterized. The record is from RefSeq and is a predicted model, not a curated record. NCBI's taxonomy places the organism in Eukaryota, Fungi, Ascomycota, Pezizomycetes, Pezizales, Morchellaceae. The transcript has a single exon. The coding region runs from base 1 to 2148 and encodes 715 amino acids.
AUGUUUCUCCCACGCCCAUGCGCGUUGCUUUUCUGCGCGAUAUCCUUUUUUCUAGCGCUCGCUCUCUGCGACCCACUACCGCAAGCAACUGUUUAUACCACGGCGAUAAUUACCGUUAAGCCUUCAAUCCUAAGCUCCACCCCGACUCGAACGGGACCUCCUACCAGUUGUGUCGUUUCAAGGAUCACAGGCACAGAUACCACGGUUCCUGUGAUCGGAAAUGUUCGAUUUCGGACUGAACCUUCCGGUCGGGGAACCAUUGGUAUCCUCAUCAGUUGCACGGCCACUUAUAUCUUCUGCGUCUGGACCACUGUGCAUCCUGCUGUUGGCGAAACAGGAAAGAGAAGGCUUCGCCUGUGGUACAAGUUGGUCUUGACUUCUAUAGCCAUCACAGUCCCAGCGGGUGUCAUGAUAUACGCGUUCGACGAAUGGCGCCAGGCGAGGCGUCUUGUAAAUGAGUGGGAGGCGAAUGUCAAGUACCACCCCAAGCCUGAAGAUGGUUCACACGGGGGACGGCCCCCUAAAGGGCCGGCCAAAACUCUUGCCAGAGGUACUGACGACUUCGUUCCACUACACAUCGGCACUGCCUUUUUCGUCCUGAUGGGAGGAUUUAGAAUCGAUAACAAGCACGCGGAAUGGAGCCAUAUGACGAAGAAGGAGAGGAAGAAGUGGAACAAGAAGAAUAUAGGGGGUGAGGAAGUCUACGAACGCCCGAUACUGAGCCCACAAGGUUUCAUCAAAUACGUUCAGAGCGGCCGUAUCAACCAAUCUACAUUCAACCAGGUAGAUGUACUGGACAAGGGGAAGGGCAGUAACAUCGCAAAGAUAUUUGCAGGUUUCCAGGCACUUUGGCUCAUAUUACAGUCAAUAGCACGAUGGGCAGACAAUUUACCUUUGACAGUCCUUGAGAUACAUGUUCUCAUACAAAUCGUCUGUACAUCUGUGAUCUACGCUUUCUGGUUCAGAAAGCCCUUGGAUGUCGGUGUACCCACUACUAUCAAGCUGGCACCAGCACUUGGCCGACUGCCGGAAAAUGAAAACACCCCCCAAAGCCCUGGAAGUACCAAGAUUCCCCAAAGCCCUGGAAGUCCCAUCAGUCGUCCCUACGUGGGGGGCGAGACGCUACAUAUUCGCACUGGCACCCCUUCCCCUUCACCUUUCUUCAGGAGUGAUACGAGAGCCAGCCGGAUGACCGCCUCCACAUACAACGGGAAUGAUGCGAUAACCAUCACCGGCAGUGACGCCGAGUAUAGCGAUUUCGUGGAACGCCCAAGCGAGAAUGAGGAAAAACAAUACAUCGAUGAAUCUGAUACUCUGACUCGCAAAGAUAUGCUGUACAAACCCGCAGUCACUCGGCCACUCAAGGCAGCAAGCUCCGUUCAAGCAAAAUGGGUUCCGGUCACAGCAAAGGCUUUUCUUGAUGUUGCCGCCCACGUCCGCCCCCUUGAGAAAGCCAAGAAUGUCGACGAUGAGACAACAAGUGGUCAACCGCAACCUCAAAGUAAAGGUGAAGGUGAAAUUCCAGGGCCAGGGCCAGGUCUACUUCGCCAUUCAACAACAUGGAAAGAGAGGAUCCAAUGCUCCGAGACCGGGUUUACAGCAAUGAUGGUUGUCGCACAGGGGUUCCUAGUUGUCCUUGUUGCUUCACUUCAUCUCGGUGCCUGGAACACUAAAUUCCCGAGCGCAGCUGAGCUGUGGCUCUGGCGAGCCUCGUGUUUUAGCAUGAUUGGAUUUCCAACAUGGAUCGUUGCGGUUAUAUGUUUCAACAACUUCGACCCGCUUAUGGCUUCCAAGAACUAUGAUCAUGACAUGGUCGACAUCCUCUGGCUCACCCAUGUCGAGCCAGACCUUAACCCCUCUCGGGUUCCGCAGUUCGCUCUUAAGAAUAUCCACAAAGCGAUCAAAAGACACAGUUUGCGUGCUUCUGAGGUAGCACUUCCGGAUAAGGAAAAAGGGACUGGUUCUAAACAAUUCCGUAAAGCGAAGAUGGUCCAGCAUUAUAUUAUGCUCUAUAGUUGCUUUUUUGCGGUAAUCUUCUAUGGAAUUGCUUCUUUAUUUAUCGCGGUGGAGUCUUACCUCGCGAUGCGUUACCUUGAGGAUAAACAUUUCCAGUCACCAAGGUGGAGUAAUUUCAUUCCACAUUUCUGA